Molecule: messenger RNA, 635 nt
Organism: Silurus meridionalis
Lineage: Eukaryota; Metazoa; Chordata; Actinopteri; Siluriformes; Siluridae
Gene: ndufs6
Product: NADH:ubiquinone oxidoreductase subunit S6
Exons: 4
Coding region: 152-541 (129 amino acids)
Biological process (GO): mitochondrial electron transport, NADH to ubiquinone
Source: RefSeq, a predicted model, not a curated record
UAGAUAGAUAGAUAGAUAGAUAGAUAGAUAGAUAGAUAGAUAGGUACGAUAACUCAUCCUGGACAGCAGGUGUCAGUAGAGAGUAAUACCACACACACUUCACACCCGCAGAGUUAAAGCUUCAUUUUGGGGCGGGACUUGGUGGACAAACAUGGCGGCCAUCCUUCCCAAGAUCUUGUCCUUCGCUAAAACUACGAGGACUUUCCUUCAGACUUCUAGACUUUCUGUGGUAGCGGUUCAGAAAUACACCGUUCCUGUUUCUACCUACGGGGAAGUAAUCACUCACACAGGACAGGUUUUUGAUGAAAAUGAUGUACGAAGAGCGAGAUUCGUGGGCAGACAUAAAGAGGUGAAUCAGAACUUUGCGAUAAACCUGGUUGCGGAGGAGCCCGUAUCUGACGUAGAAGCUCGAGUGGUGUCUUGUGAUGGAGGCGGAGGAGCUCUGGGUCAUCCCAAAGUUUAUAUCAAUCUGGACAAAGUGACCAAAGUGGGUACGUGCGGUUACUGUGGAUGCCAGUUUCAGCAGAAACCCCAUCACUGAGUUCGUCUCCUGUCCACUUUCAUGUGUUGAUUCAUAAAUUAUUCCCUUUGACCUGUGUGUCGUGGUUUCCUGUAUAAUAAAAGCUUACAAGUGA